Messenger RNA from Acanthoscelides obtectus, 2587 nucleotides. Lineage: Eukaryota; Metazoa; Arthropoda; Insecta; Coleoptera; Chrysomelidae. The record is from the annotation of a GenBank genome assembly.
UAGUAACUUAAAUAAGUGCUACCAAUAUACUAUUUUCUUAAGCCGGCUCCACACGCUUGCUGUUUGUCGCAAACGCCAAACAGCGAACAGCGAAUAACAAACACCAAACACAAACAUCCAACACAAACAACUGUCCUCAAGCUUGGCGAACGGGCCAGUAUAUUUCGGAUCGUCAAACAUGGCUGACGACGAGCUUGUGGCAGCUAUUAGUUUCGGGUUGACUUAUCUUUAUUUUAAAUUCAAGCAAAAGAACAGUGAAGUGAAAAGAAGAAAACGAAGACGAUGGUGGAUGAUCAAAAUUCACAAAAAUCGUACAAGGUAACUGCAGUCUCGUACCUAGUAAUACAAAAUAGCAUUUAAUUACAGCGUGUUCAAUUUUAGGUUUUUUUUUUUUUUGUUUUAGAAAAUUUAUGGACGAAAAAUUUUGUGAGCUUCUUCAUGAACCAUCAGGAGAGUUCCAUAACUUCUGCCGUAUGAGUUUUGCAGAUUUUGAAUAUUUGCUAGACAAAAUUUCUCCUCUAAUUUCGAAGCAAGAUACGGACUUUAGAGACGCCAUACCAGCAAAAUAUCGUCUAGCGAUAACAUUAAGAUUCAUCGCAACUGGUGACAGUUACAAAAGUUUACACUAUUUAUUCAAAGUAUCAACGCAAUUAAUAUCAAAAAUAGUAAAAGAAGUCUGCAAAGCUAUUAACGAAGUUCUGAGGAAUGAAAUAAAGAUGCCACCAACAGCAGAUGCGUGGAUGACUAUAGAACGAGGAUAUCGAAGAAAAUUCCCACACUGUCUCGGUUCUAUAGAUGGGAAACAUAUUCUUAUAGAAAGUCCACCUCAUAGCGGAACUGAGUAUUUUAAUUAUAAGAAAACGUUUAGCAUCGUUCUUUUGGCAUUAGUAGAUGCCAAUUACAAAUUUAUAUUUGCAGACAUAGGAUGCCAAGGGAGAAUAAGUGAUGGAGGCGUUUUUAAUAAUUCAUUACUAUGGCAGAAAAUCAGUAAAACUGAAAUUGAUUUUCCUUCAGCAUGCCCCCUUCCUGGAUCGGAAAUUAAUGUGCCAUACGUUUUUAUAGGAGAUGGUGCUUUUGCACUGAGCAUGCAUGUUAUGAAACCCUACCCAGGACAGCAUAACGUCGGUUCACCAAAAAGAAUAUUCAAUCAAUGUUUAUCUAGAGCUCGAGUAGUAGUGGAAAACACGUUUGGAGUUUUAACUUCAAUAUUUCGAAUUUACCGUCGCCCAAUUGAUUUAGACCCGAGUACUGUUUCAGAAAUUACAAUGACUUGUGUACUUAUACAUAACUUCCUUAGAAAAAGCUCUCCAGAAAGAUAUACUCCCCCAGGAACAUUCGAUGUAAUUGAUAGCAGUGGCACAUUAAUAACACCUGGAUCUUGGCGAAAUCACGAAAGUGAAUAUAGUGCAAUUCAGAAUAUGUCAAACGUACCCCGUAGAUCACCCUUGCAAGCUAAACAGAUAAGAGAAGAAUUUACUUCAUAUUUCUGUAGGUCAAUAUAGCAUUAUUACAAUAAUCUAAAAUUAUACCAGUGUUUACUUUAAUUUGGGGAAUAAGCGUAGCAGUUACAUAGAAAAACAAUUACUAGGUUCAUAUGUUCAGGUAGCUAUGAAAGUUCGUUUUUAUUUUAUGUAGUUACUUAUGUCAUGUCAUUAAACAGAAUGUAUAAAAAAGAGCGAGUUUAAUAUACCUACUCAAGCAACGACCAUGAAUAAAUUAUCUUUUACUUACCUCCUCUGUGUUUAUAUUUUUUGUGCAGGUAUACACCGGACCCAAAAAUGACUCCAUGACCUCAUAUGCAAACCAGAUAGGCUUAUUAUAAGUAUCAUCCGCGCCUGAAACAAAAAUUGAUUUGUUCAAAUUCAAGUAAGAAUAUGUAUAUUGGAAUAGAGCAACACGCAUUGAUUCAGCGCGGUAGGUUAUAUGGGAGUUAACCUCACACACUGUCUUAGGAGGGUCGGUCAUACUACUGCAAUGGCAACAUUUUGUAAGCCUAUAUUUGUUGAUAAUAAUAGUCAAAACUUACCUGCACCAGAACGAAUGGAGUCCUGUUUUCUCUUCAAAUGUCUUCGGAACGUAGCCAUUAAUAUUUCUUUUUUAGUUUUUAAUUCCUUUAUACUUUUGUUCAUAAGAACACUAAGGCGCGUCCACGCAUCGUUCACCUUCUGCCUGUUUUUGUGAUUGGUAUCUCUAGUAUUCCAAAUGCAUUGUUCAUUUUGGUAUGCUUCCAAAAAGGAUAGAAUUGUAUCAUCAGACCAAUCAGACAUUUUUCAAAGUUUCUAGCUCCUUUACUCUGCCCGCGAAACACUGCUGUUAGCACCAACUAGACUCAUAAACGGAACGUCUGCCGCCCGCAAGCUUGUGCGCAUUACUGAUUGCUACCAAGCGUGUGGAUACAUUUAAAACUGUUUGCCGAAUAUCCUUUGAUUUCUGAAGAAAAACCGACACCGAUGUCGAACACCGGCAAACACAAGCACAAACAGGCAAACAAAAACAAACACUCAUCCACAUGUUCGUAUUUGUUGUUUGGUGUUUGCCGUUGUUUGCCAAGCGUAUGGAGCCGGCUUUAUGAAUGAGCAGAUAAAAG